UGGAUUUAUCACACUGUGCCCCAUUCCCAGUCUCAGGGCAGCGGUCUUGUUUGCUGGAGAAUUACAACAGUGCUGAAACUAGACACGAGUGGACAGAGACAGAGAAUCUGUGCAGCUCUCCUGGAUGUGAAGUAGCCAGAGUGGCCAGGUUUUAGACCCAUCGAAUUAUUUGGUGAAUGGUGCUGUGGAAUGCUUGAACCUGGUGCUGCAGUACAGGAAGGUGAAGGGUGAGACGAGUGUAAACCCAGACCAGCGUUGAUUGGAGUGGGGCCAAGGCCUGACUCACAGACUCCUGGGAUGGCUGUGCUGCUCCUGUUGUGUGCGCCGGCUCUGCUUCUUCCAGCUCUGACUGCCGUCCAGGGUCAUGAGUUCACCUUGUACAGGAUGCAGCAGUACAACCUGCAGCAGCAGAAACACGGUUGUCGUGGAGCGCUAGUGGUAGCUGAAGCCCGCACCGUGGAGGAGAGGGUUCUGACUCGGCGGUGUGUGGUGAUGAGGCUUGCGGACUUCACUCUGGACCGGUACCAGGAUGCCCUGAGACACAACGCAGCCUCUGUUCUCAUUCUGGUGCCACAAAACAUCUCAUCUGUCCCUCAGGAUGUUAUCCAGAGGUUCAUGGUGAGUGAGGCAGAGGUGGUGAUGAAUGACACUCUGAUGCCAGUCUAUGCUGCUAUGGAGGAAGAGGAGCUGCUCUCGAUGUAUGAAGAGAUGAAGGCUGCCUCUCUGGCACUGCAGUCCUCCUCACCUCUGCAGGUCCUUUCCAGCAUGGUCACAGCAAAUGGGUUCCAGAUAUUUGUUGGCAGUGAUUUUCCCAUCAAGCCCAUCAGUGACACAGCCUUCAUCACUCUGGAGGGAGUUCUGUUUGGAACAGGAGAGGACCUGCCCACAGUUGUCAUUACAGCUCAUUAUGACUCCUUUGGGAUAGCGCCUUGGCUCUCGUAUGGAGCGGAUUCCAAUGCUAGUGGCGUGGCUGUUCUCCUGGAGCUGGUCAGACUCUUCCACAGACUCUACAGUGACGCCCACAGUCAGGCCAGGUACAAUAUUCUUUUCUCUCUAACGGGAGGAGGGAAGUACAAUUACCAAGGAACAAAGAGGUGGAUUGAAGAAAAUCUGGACCACACAGAGUCUAGCUUGCUUCAUGAAAAUGUGGCCUUUGUACUGUGCCUGGACACAUUAGCCAAUGGUGAAGGGCUCUAUCUUCAUGUAUCCAGACCUCCGAAGCCUGGAACAAUACAGCAUGCUUUCAUUCAAGAGCUGGAUCAGGUGAUAUCUUCCCGCUUCCCUUCAGUGAAGUUCGGAAUAGUCCACAAGAAGAUUAACCUGGGGGAGCGGGCGCUCUCCUGGGAACAUGAGCGCUACGGGAUGCGUCGCAUUCCUGCCUUCACCUUGUCCCACCUGGAGGAUCCCCGCAGUGGGCUGAGGGGCUCCAUCCUGGACACGGUGACCCAGACUGACAUGAAGAAACUAAGGCGUAAUGCUGUUAUAAUAGCAGAAUCAAUGGCACGAUUCAUGUACAACUUAACUAAAAAGGGUUCCCCAAAAGAGCUUCCUGUUUUCAGAGGCCACAUGGAAGGGUUGUGUCUGUGUCCCUUGCAGGAAGUCCAAGAGAGCCGCUUGUCCUCCCUGAUGUCCUAUCUGUCCUCUGUGCCACGUGCCUCUCAGCUCUUGGACCGGGAGCCCAGCCUGCAGCUCCUUAUUUCCACACUAGAGCAUGAGUUCAGCCAAUAUCUCCAGCAUGUCCAGCGCCAUGUCUUCCGCACCGACCGAAGGGAUCCAGAAGUUGUGUUCUUUGAUCAAAUGAAACAAACCAUGAUGAUGCACAGAGUGAAGCCUGCAGUGUUCGACCUGUUCCUGGGUGCCUGUAUUGCUGCAUAUCUUGGAGUAGUGUAUUAUGCCAUACAGAAUUUAGGACACAUAUAUAUGAAGAUCACGAAGAUGGCUAUGAACCCAAAACAACAGUGAAGCCCUGAUUCAGCUGGAGCUUGGAAGAAGCAGAAAAGGCACCGCUAACCAGAGAGGAAGGCCUGCUGUGGACCAGAGAUACCUUAGAGCCACUGACAGCUGCCAUUAACUUUAGAGUUCACUGUUGUGAUACAGGAGGGACAAGCACAGCGAGGGAUUUCCUUUUCAAUCUAAGAUUUUCCAGUUUUUGUCAAAAUUAUUGUUUUUAUAACCACUUUUUUUUAAAGUGUCAAACUCUAAGGUUUCUUUGUCUGGGAUUUGAUAGAAAAUCGCUAUACAGUAGUUACUGUCCAUGAUACUGUAUGUCGAUAUACUAUAUGAGGUAACUGAGGAAUGCUUAGGGAGAGAUGUGUCUUUACUCUUGUAUUGGAGGGUAUGAACUAUCGGAGGAAACUAUUUAGAGCUGUUUAUUAAAUGUGACAUGAAACAGAAUGAUGCGAAUGCUGAUAGAGAAAAUGAAAAACUGCAACUUAAUUAAAGAGAAUCUUGGAUUAAUUUAAGAGCUUUUUGGAUAAAUUGAAAAAUUCUGUUCAUUAUUGUAGUCUUCAUGGUUCAGUUCAAAUGAUGGCAAUACUUGUCUUUAGGUGGUGCAUUAAUAUGAGGCAUUAAUGUAUUUAAGCCCUAUUGUAUUGUUUUUAAUAAUGGGAAGUUGCCAUAUACUGUAAACUUGAUACUCAAUAAACCUUUUAA
This is a messenger RNA of Lepisosteus oculatus (spotted gar), 2652 nucleotides long. RefSeq names its product BOS complex subunit NCLN. Gene Ontology annotation, biological process: regulation of signal transduction. Gene Ontology annotation, cellular component: endoplasmic reticulum membrane. The record is from RefSeq and is a predicted model, not a curated record. NCBI's taxonomy places the organism in Eukaryota, Metazoa, Chordata, Actinopteri, Semionotiformes, Lepisosteidae.